Messenger RNA from Stegastes partitus (bicolor damselfish), 1085 nucleotides. RefSeq names its product CD209 antigen-like protein C. The transcript has 5 exons. Lineage: Eukaryota; Metazoa; Chordata; Actinopteri; Pomacentridae. Bases 59 to 712 code for a protein of 217 amino acids. The record is from RefSeq and is a predicted model, not a curated record.
AGAGGCUGCUGUUGAAGUGCUGGUCACAUCGACACCUCCUUCAUACAGCUGCUUCAACAUGGCCGUGUUCUUUCAUUCUGCUCAAUCGGACGUCGCCUAUGAAGUCGGUGAAUAUCAGCAGUUCCCCAGACCGGAGCCGGAGCCGGUGGCUGCUGCUGCUGCUGCUGCUGCUCCAAAGAGACCUCCCAGAUCCAACUCCAGACAUCUAUUGGCGGUUCUGCUGAGCUUUGGGAUACUGUGUGUCCUCCAGGCAGUUCUCAACAUCUUGCUGAGAGUCGGUCUGAGUGGGUCCACUGAGAAAGGCGUGUCGACAGAGGAAGAGGCCUGUCCACAGGGCUGGCGUCAGCUCGGCUCCAGCUGCUACUACGUCUCCUCACAGCGCAGGAACUGGGACGGCAGCCGCCAGGACUGUCUGCGGAGAGACGCUGACCUGGUGGUCAUCAACAGCCGGCAGGAACAGGAUUUCCUGGCUGGUUUCGCCAUGGCUGCAUGGGUCGGCAUGACUGACAGACAGGAGGAAGGAAGCUGGAUUUGGGUGGAUGGAACACCAGUAGACAAAGACGGCAGGCUGCUGUGGGCCCCUGGACAGCCAGAUGAUGCAUAUGGAGGAGAAGACUGUGGUGACCUCCGAGCAAUGGAGAUGUUCGUGGGUUUGAACGACUUCAACUGUAGCGCAAGAGUUCGGUGGAUUUGUGAGAAGCUGUUAGGAUAGCUGUGGGAAUGUACCUACUGCUAACUGUUCUCCACUUAGCACGCUUUAAAAUGCUUUGGUAGCCAUGACGACAUCGUUUGAGAUCAUGAUGAGUCAGAUUCAUUCAGGUCUGAAGGAGACUCUCCUGAGACUCUGCACAGCUUUGUUCACCAUGUGGUCAGUUUUUUAUGAUGUUUUGAAAUGAAGCAAAUACAAAGAAUGCAGCAAACGAGCAUGAAAAAUGUUCCUCUUCACAUGUAGCUGUUAUUUUAUAGGUCAGAUAUAUUAUAUACCCUCGAAAACAGAGUAUCGGCCCAAUUGAACGGGCCGUUACUGGUAUAACGCUGGCCAGAACCCUGAUACUUGAUCACGGUUGAAUAAACAGUGGAACACG